GAGUGCUCCCUGGCCCCUAUGCAAACUUCUGGAUCAUGAACAGUUCCUGGAGAGGGACCCAGACAGAGGCACCCCCGCUGAGGUGCUGGGAUCCACCCUUAGAGGGGCUGUCUGAAGCAGGACUUGCACGCCUAUUGAAGUUGCCAUCUGAGGGCAAGAGCAGGUUUCCCGUCUUCGGGACCUCUCCCAGGUCUGAGCUGUCUCUGUGUACCUUCCAUGAACAAAUCGGCCCCAGAGGAGUCUCUCGUAGGUGAAGGCCCAGUGUCCCAAGGCCACACUCAAUGCUGCCUGUCUGAAGUUGAAUCCAGAGAGCAGCUGGAGGAAGAGGAGGACAAGGAAGAGUCGGGGAGAAAGAGAAAACAGGAAGACAGUGAUGGAGCCCACGCCUCACCCCUUAGAAGAUGUGGGGCUUUCCGCACCCAUAACCACACCAAUGAGUCCUUCAAAAGACACAGUUGGGGACCUGACAAGGAUUUACAGGACCCAAUGAGCAGGAGGAGACUGCAGUCCUUGGGAUGCCCAGGUUCCCAAGAAGACCCCUUUCUGCAGAGCCACAAGGAAUUGGACACCUUUCUGGGAGCGCAGCAGCCGCCGCAGCAGCCGCAGCUGUGUUAUCAACCCUCCCACCCGGCCCCUGGUCUGCUGCCCAAGGCUGUGUCCAUGAGCGGCAUCAAUUUCCUCUUGGACUGCUUAGAUUCAGAUGCAGGUAACUCGUUCCCGUCCUCUGCCACAGACCUCAGCAAAUGUGGUAACCAGCUGGAAGAGGACUCAGGGGCCUGGGCAGGCUCCUCCCUGCGACGAACCUUCAGUUUCCUCUUGGGCAUGACAGGCAAGGCCAAGACCCGGGAAAAGGAGAAGAUGAAGGAAGCCAAGGAUGCUCGCUAUACCAACGGCCACCUCUUUACCACCAUCUCAGUCUCGGGCAUGACUAUGUGCUACGCCUGUAACAAGAGCAUCACAGCCAAGGAAGCCCUCAUCUGCCCAACCUGCAAUGUGACUAUCCACAACCGCUGUAAAGACACCCUGGCCAACUGUACCAAGGUCAAGCAGAAGCAACAGAAAGCUGCUCUGCUGAAGAACAACACUGCCCUGCAGUCUGUUUCUCUCCGAAGUAAGACAACCACCAGAGAGCGACCAAGCUCCGCCAUCUACCCUUCUGAUAGCUUUCGGCAGUCCCUGCUAGGUUCACGGCGUGGCCGCUCCUCCUUGUCUUUGGCCAAGAGUGUUUCCACCACCAACAUUGCUGGACAUUUCAAUGAUGAGUCUCCCCUGGGGCUGCGUCGGAUCCUCUCCCAGUCCACAGACUCCCUCAACAUGCGGAACCGAACCCUGUCCGUGGAAUCCCUUAUUGAUGAAGGUGCAGAAGUGAUCUACAACGAACUCAUGAGUGACUUUGAGAUGGACGAGAAGGACUUUGCGGCAGAUUCGUGGAGCCUUGCGGUGGACAGCAGCUUCCUGCAGCAGCAUAAGAAGGAGGUGAUGAAGCAGCAGGAUGUCAUCUACGAGCUGAUCCAGACAGAGCUGCACCACGUGAGAACACUGAAGAUCAUGACACGCCUCUUCCGCACCGGGAUGCUGGAAGAGCUGCAGCUGGAGCCGGGAGUAGUCCAGGGCCUGUUCCCCUGCGUGGAUGAGCUCAGUGACAUUCACACACGCUUCCUCAGUCAGCUGUUGGAACGCCGGCGUCAGGCCCUAUGUCCAGGCAGCACCCGGAACUUUGUCAUCCAUCGUCUGGGUGACUUGCUCAUCAGUCAGUUCUCAGGUUCCAGCGCAGAGCAAAUGCGCAAGACCUACUCGGAGUUCUGCAGCCGCCACACCAAGGCCUUAAAGCUCUAUAAGGAGCUGUACGCUCGAGACAAGCGCUUCCAGCAGUUCAUCCGGAAAGUGACCCGCUCAGCUGUGUUGAAGCGACAUGGGGUCCAGGAGUGCAUUCUGCUGGUGACUCAGCGGAUCACCAAAUACCCAGUGCUCAUCAACCGGAUCCUGCAGCAUUCUCACGGCAUUGAGGAAGAGUGCCAAGACCUGACGGCAGCACUAGGCCUGGUGAAGGAGCUGCUGUCCAAUGUGGACCAGGACGUGCACGAGCUGGAGAAGGGGGCCCGCCUGCAGGAGAUCUACAACCGAAUGGACCCUCGGGCUCAGACCCCUGUGCCUGGCAAGGGCCCCUUCGGCCGAGAGGAACUUCUGCGGCGUAAACUUAUCCACGACGGCUGCCUGCUCUGGAAGACAGCCGCAGGUCGCUUCAAAGAUGUGCUGCUGCUGCUGAUGACAGAUGUGCUAGUGUUUCUCCAGGAAAAGGACCAGAAGUACAUCUUUCCUGCUCUGGACAAGCCUUCGGUGGUAUCCUUACAGAAUCUGAUCGUAAGAGACAUUGCCAACCAGGCGAAAGGGAUGUUUUUGAUCAGUGCUGGCCCGCCUGAGAUGUACGAGGUGCACACAGCGUCCCGAGAUGACCGUAGUACCUGGAUUCGUGUCAUUCAGCAGAGCGUGCGCGUAUGCCCCUCUAGGGAGGACUUCCCUCUGAUCGAGACAGAGGAUGAGGCCUACCUCCGGAGGAUCAAGAUGGAGCUGCAGCAAAAGGACCGGGCGCUGGUGGAGCUGCUGCAGGAGAAGGUCGGACUGUUUGCUGAGAUGACUCACUUCCAGGCAGACGAAGAUAGUGUCAGUGGGAUGCCCCUGCCCGCCCUGCCCAGGGGCCUUUUCCGUUCUGAGUCCCUUGAGUCCCCUCGAGGCGAGCGGCUGUUACGAGAUGCCAUCCGUGAAGUGGAAGGCCUGAAAGACUUGCUGGUGGGGCCUGGUGCUGAUCUGCUUUUGACACCCCGAGAACCAGCUUUACCUUUGGAACCUGAUAGUGGCAACACCAGUCCUGGGGUCACUGCUAAUGGAGAGGCCAGGACUUUCAAUGGCUCCAUUGAGCUCUGUAGAGCAGACUCAGAUGCCAGCCAAAAGGAUCGGAAUGGAAAUCAGUUGAGGUCACCCCAGGAGGAGGCGUUACAGCGAUUGGUCAAUCUCUACGGACUUCUUCAUGGCCUUCAGGCUGCUGUGGCCCAGCAGGACACUUUGAUGGAAGCCCGAUUCCCCGAGGGUCCUGAACGAUGGGAAAAGCUAUCCCGAGCCAACUCUAGGGAUGGCGAAGCUGGCCGGGCUGUGGUUGCUCCUGCGGCUCCUGAGAAGCAGGCAACGGAACUGGCCCUGCUGCAGCGGCAACACACGCUGCUUCAGGAGGAGCUGAGACGCUGCCGGAGGCUGGGUGAAGAGCGGGCAACUGAAGCUGGCAGCCUGGAGGCCCGACUCCGGGAGAGUGAACAAGCCCGGGCCCUGCUGGAGCGGGAGGCUGAAGAGGCCCGCCGACAGCUGGCAGCCUUGGGCCAAAAUGAGCCACUCCCAGCGGAGGCCCCCUGGGCCCGCAGGCCUCUGGACCCUCGGCGACGCAGCCUUCCAGCAGGCGAUGCUCUCUACUUGAGCUUCAAUCCCCCUCAGCCCAGCAGAGGCCAUGACCGCCUGGAUUUGCCUGUGACUGUCCGUUCCCUCCCUCGACCCUUUGAAGACCGAGAGAGGCAGGAGCUUGGUAGCCCCGAGGAGCGGCUGCAGGACAGCAGUGACCCCGACACAGGCAGUGAGGAGGAAGGUGGUAGCCGCUUAUCCCCACCCCACAGUCCUCGAGACUUCACCCGAAUGCAGGACAUCCCGGAGGAGACAGAAAGCCGAGAUGGGGAGCCUACAGCUUCGGAGAGCUAAGGGGACCCCACCACCUGCCUGGUGCCCCACUGAAGAACAUUAAUUAGUAAAGGGGUCAAACCUUGGGGUCCCCAUUCUGCCAAUAAUGAGGGAAUAUUUGAAAGAACUGCUGAUUGUCCUUGCCAGCUCCUGGGAUCCUUGGAUGCCUAUGGCCAUGUGGGACUGGGGAGUUAGAGGCCACAGCCCCCAGGUGGCAUCCAAGAGCUACACCACAGAUGCCAGUUUUCAUGCCUUCUUCCCUCUACUUAGGAAAAAUUAUUUAUUUAUUGUUUAUUGGUUAUGUGGGGGAGAGUGAGACUUAAAGGGCCAGGGACAUGGGAACCAAGCCAUAGGGACCAGGGCCUUUCCUUUCGCACCGCUGGGACAUGUGUAGCUUAGCCACGAGCUGCUGCUCCGGGCUAACACCCACUCCAGCGACUCCCGUCCGUGGCCACAGAAUCUACUGCCCCUUUAAGGAGGGCUGUGGGUAGGCCUGUGUCCCUUUCCCCACUCUCCUUAGGCUCCUCCUGCUGGUCUUCCUUCUCUUCAUCCUCCAUGGAAAUCCGGCUCCUUGGGGUUGAUGGAGUCGAGGCUAGGGUGGCCAUGAUGUAUUGGGGUGGGGGAGGGAAAAUCUACAGGGACCAGAAUGUUUUGUUUUUGUUUUCUUUUUUUGUACCAAAGCCAACUGCACGUGUUUUAUAUUUUUAAAAGAAGAUUGUAGGUACUUCUA
Molecule: messenger RNA, 4447 nt
Organism: Chionomys nivalis (European snow vole)
Lineage: Eukaryota; Metazoa; Chordata; Mammalia; Rodentia; Cricetidae
Gene: Arhgef2
Product: Rho/Rac guanine nucleotide exchange factor 2
Exons: 27
Coding region: 217-3738 (1173 amino acids)
Biological process (GO): cell morphogenesis; regulation of Rho protein signal transduction; positive regulation of neuron differentiation
Cellular component (GO): cytoskeleton; ruffle membrane
Molecular function (GO): guanyl-nucleotide exchange factor activity; microtubule binding
Source: RefSeq, a predicted model, not a curated record